This is a messenger RNA of Mastomys coucha (southern multimammate mouse), 621 nucleotides long. It is a transcript of the gene CUNH14orf119, whose product is annotated as chromosome unknown C14orf119 homolog. NCBI's taxonomy places the organism in Eukaryota, Metazoa, Chordata, Mammalia, Rodentia, Muridae. The record is from RefSeq and is a predicted model, not a curated record.
AUGUCACUGGAAUCAUCUUCCACAUCAGUGCCAGCCUGCUUCUCUCUGUUACCUUCAGUGCCUGAUGACAUUGCCAGCUCUUCCCGUCCUCCAAUGUCUUACAUCACUUCCCAGGAGAUGAAGUGUAUUCUUCACUGGUUUGCCAGUUGGUCAGGUCCCCAGCGAGAACGUUUUCUACAAGACCUGGUAGCUAAGGCAGUUCUGGGAAAGCUACAGCCACUGCUGGAUGGCCUGGAGCGGCUCAGUGUGUCUGCGGCAAAUCGACCACCUUGUAUCUUUGAGUGUCAGCUACGUCUCUGGGAUCAGUGGUUUCGAGGUUGGGCUGAGCAGGAGCGCAAUGAAUUUGUCAGGCAGCUGGAGGUCAGUGAGCCAGAUUUCGUGGCGAAGUUUUACCAAGCAGUGGCUGCUACUGCUGGUAAGGACUGACAGGCAUUCAGAUCAAGAAGAGAAUGACACGUGAUCAAGCCAAAGCCAUGACUGCAGUGAUGAUUCAGUGCAAGUGUGUCACUUAAAGAUUCACCUGAACUGCCAGGGUAGUGGUCUGCCUUUUAUUCCAGCACUCAGGAGGCAGCCUGGUCUACAUAGCAAGUUCCAGACCAGCCAGCACUACAAAGUGAGACC